UGAAGAACCAGCGAACCAGUGCACGGAGCGCAGCUUCUCAGAGGCACCCCGGCUGGACACGGGGAGAGGAGGCUGCCUCCCCAGACGCCCAGUCUUCUGGGCUGGGCUUUCCCCGCCUUCCUUUUGCUGUUUCACUCAGCCGCUCUCCUGCUGAUCUCUGGAUUUUACCGGCUGUCCAGCAAACAGCUUGACACACCAUGGGUGUCCGCGUCCUCGGGUGGCGAGUGCUCCUGGUCUGACCCGGCAGACUUUACUCCGCAGCAGAAGGAUUCUCUGAUACAUUUCCUACAGCAAGGGAAAGAAAUCACCAUGAAGGAAAAUGAGACACCCACAGUGGUUUUCAUCUUGCUACUUUUUCUCAACAUCAGACUUCUGAAUGGAGCGUCACCUCCUGGAAAACCUGUCAUUGUUAAAUGUCGUUCUCCUGAAAAGGAAACAUUCACAUGCUGGUGGAAGCCGGGCAGCAAUGGAGGACUUCCCACCAAUUACACGCUGACUUACUACAAGGAAGGAGAGAAUAUCAUCUAUGAGUGUCCUGACUACACUACUGGUGGUCCCAACUCCUGUUUCUUUAGUAGGAAGUACACCACCAUAUGGACAAUAUACGUCAUGAGAGUAAAUGCUACUAAUAAAAUGGGAAACACUGCCUCAGAUGUACGUUUUGUGGAUGUGACUUACAUAGUUGAACCAAACGCACCCCAGAAUGUGACUUUGGAAAUAAAAAAGUCACAAGACAGAGAGGCAUAUCUAUGGAUAAAAUGGCUCGCACCCACCCUGGUCGACACAAGGUCUGGUUGGCUCAUACUCCAGUAUGAAAUUCGAUUAAAACCUGAGAAGGCGACUGAGUGGGAGACACAUUAUGCAGGGCAUCAGACAAAUUUCAAGAUUCUCAACUUAUCCCCAGGACAAAAGUACUUUGUCCAGGUUCGCUGCAAGCCAGAUCAUGGAUUCUGGAGUCAGUGGAGCCAAGAGAAAUCCAUUAAAAUUCCUGGUGAUGCCAACAUGAACGUGACUGUAUGGAUCUUUGUAGCUGUUCUUUCUGUCGUCAUCUGUUUGGUUAUAUUCUGGAGAGUGGCUUUAAACGGGUACAGAGUGAUGACCUGCAUCUUUCCACCAAUUCCUGGGCCAAAAAUAAAGGGAUUGGAUACCCGUCUGCUAGAGAAGGGCAAGACUGAGGAACUCUUGAGUGCCUUCGGAUGCCAAGACUUCCCCCCAACUUCUGACUGUGAGGACUUGCUGGUGGAGUUCUUAGAAGUAGAUGACUCUGAGGACCAGCAACUAAUGCCAGAUUUGCCAAAAAAAUACCCAGGUCAAGGUGUAAAAUCCCAAAAUCCAGAUCCCGAUAAUGACUCUGGCCAUGGAAGUUGUGACAGCCCUUCCCUUUUGUCUGAAAAGUGUGAGACACCCUGGCUCAAUCCUACCACUUUUCAUAAUUCUGAGGUCACUGGGAAGCUAGAUUAUGUGGAAGCAAAUAUUACUUGCACCUGGGACCCCCAGACCAUAAGCACACAAGACAAAAUCCUUCACUUCCAUGCUAAUGGAUUAAGAUCAUCAACCGGGCCUUUGCCACAGCCUACCCAGGACAAUCCCAGGUCUCCUUACCACAGCAUUGCUGAAGUAUGUAAGCUUGUCAUGGGCCCCAAUGCUGCACUGGCCACUGCGUUAGACAAUCCAGGCAGAGAUGCUUUGAAAUUCUGUAAACCCAAUGAAACUGAAGGGGAGGAAAAGGCAAUUGGGCAGAUGGAGGUGGAAAGUUUCCCUUCUACGACUGAGCAAGAGGCAGCAUGGCUGCUGCCCCAGGAAAAGCCCUCUGUCAUCCCUACUCAAGCCCUGGAUUAUGUGGAGAUUCAUAAGGUCAACAGAGAUGGAGCACUGUCAUUGACCCUGAAACAGAAAGAAAGCAGUGACCAGACAGAGAAUCCAUGGGCUCCCAAAAUGAGUAAAGAAUAUGCUAAGGUGGCCAAAGUUACAGAUAACAACACCCUAGUGUUAGUGCCUGAUCCAAGAGCUCAGAACAAGGAGGUUCCACUACCACUUCAGCACAAUCAAGCUGAAAAAGACAUGGGCUGCUCCACUGCCACACCAAGCAACUGUAGACUCCAGGGCGGUUUGGAGUACCUGGAUCCUACGAGAUUCAUGCGCUCCUAUCAUGGGCAGCUUGACUAACAAAAUGAUCGAUGAAAAUGUGAUUUUUCUUCAGGUAACACUACAGAGUUAUGAACAACAGUCUGCUAGCCAGUGUCCCAGAAUGUGGGUAGAAUAGCACAGCUCCACUCCUUUUCAUGCUCCAUGUCCAACCACUAGCCUCUUUCUUCGACAGCUGAUUUCCAGAACAAAUCACUUUGUGUCUAUGAUAUGUAGAUUUCCUUUUUUCUAUUAGUUAUAAAAAUCAUGUGUUCCAUGAAAUAAAAGCAUGUUGCUUAGUAUUCUUGAGGGACUCUCCCAAUAAUAUAUUUCCCAAUAUAUCCUCUGGGAAAGGCUUUCAUGGCUUGUUGUGUGUGUCAGAAGGAAAUGAGGAGAUCAAAAUGGUUUUUGCACAGAAAGGUGACAGAUGAACAGAAAACGAAAACCAGUUUUGAAAAUCAGACCUAACUUUUACACUACUUUUACAUUUUAUUAGGAUUGUCCAAAUGAAACACACUUAAUAAAAAUGCAUUCCAGAACAACUGACAAUUUUGUUUACACCAAUUCCUAUACCUUACUAACACAUUGCUGAUAUGCAAGUAAAAUGACAACCCUAAUUAUUUCCUUAAAGUAGUUUGAAAGUGUCAAGCAUGAGUUUUCCCCCUAAAUUUUAUUUCAUUCCAAAGUCCCUAGAGAACAUAGCUUUGGCAAGUAAGAUUCUCUUACACCAGAGGAAAAUGAAGUUCAUAUGGAGAAUCCUUUUAGGAUGUUUACCUGUUUCAGCGGGAGGUAGAGGUCAGUGGCAUGAGUGUGUGCCUGGCAAGCGCAAGGUCGUGAGUUUAAUCCCUGGGGAAUAAAAGGGAUGUUUACCUGUUGCAUUUCAGAAGAACAGAUAAUUUAUUAUAUACCCUAGUAUUUUUGCUAACUGAAAAAAAUUCUCAAAAGAUGAACUUUAAAAGAAUCACAGCAGGAUGUCCAUUGCCUUACUGUACAUACAAAUCCAACUUUAAUAUGAACCCAUAAGCUUAGCAACCUAUUUUUGAAGACUAUUUUUCUAUUUCUUAGGUAAAAUAAAGGACUAUUUUCUACUACCCAGUACUGCUCUUUAUGUAUUCAGUGGAUACAGUACUUGCUGCUACAAGGUUACAGUGAGCAUUUACAGUGCAUAUACAGUCCUUAUUUGUGGAGUAAAAUGCCAUACAGAAUAGAUGAUGAAAUUCAGUUCCCAACACAAUGGAAUAUAUCCUUUGAUUCUUUUGAUGCCCAGGGUAAUUUAAGCAGCAACCACUAACACAAACCUAGGAUUUUAGGGCUUGCCACAGACCAGAAAUGGGUUUUUUUGUGGCUGUAGGGCUAUUCUAGGGCUUCAGCCCAUCAGCAAGUGCAUUUUCAUAAAGCCUCCGUAGAAGAGGACAGUGCGAUUUCUAACACCUGUUAGGUUCUGUUUCGUUUUUUCUGAGCAAUCUUGGACAGCAGAAGAAUUUUUAGAAAAAUCAGAAGUCAGUAUCUCUCUGAAAUAUAUCUAUUUGCAAAACGUUAGCAGAAGUAGAUACAAUACUCAUAUCAGAAACAUGCAACUAAAAGGUCAAGGAAAGCAAACAUCCAUAGAACAACAUUAACAACUCCAAAAUGCAAGAUAUGGUGGUGGGACUCUGUACAACAGUCCAGGGAUUGGCUCCUUGAGAGGGAUCAAAGCUUGGCUCUCCAUUUGAAUGGGAGCCCCCAUUACUUAUCUACUGCUCAGACUGCCUCCUUAUAUUUUUCAUUUCAUUUCUUGACAAAUCCAUUCUCUUUUUAUUCACUAACUAGGCAUAGAGAACUUGAGCUCACUCUGCGAAUUAAAUAUUCAGUUCCAUAUUGAUAAGAAAUGGAUACAGAUGUUUCCUGAUGAUUGCAAGUGAAUACUUUGCCAGUGCUUUCUGAAUAGUAAAGGAUCUGAAACCAUAUUUUUUCAGUACAGUAUAUUACAACAUAUUGUAUGUGAAGGAAGCACAAAGUUUUCCAUGAUCCGUCAAUGCUCUAUAUCAUCAAUACUCAGUGUCUGAGAAGCAACUGUGUGGGUUUCACCUGCCACUGUUUGAAAAAUUUGUUUGCCAGAUCUCGUACUCCAGGCCAGAUCUACAAACUCAGCAUCUGUGCUUAAGAUCUAGAUGAUCCCUGUGCACACGGAAGCCUAAGAAGCGCUGUCCUGGAGGAGCAUGUCCACUAAAGGUCAUCUUUGUGCAUGCAAACAGUCCUCUACGGAAAGAACAGAUCAAGUCUGUGUAACUUACAGUGAACAACCCUGUCUGUAAGAGGAAGGCCAGCAAAAUCAUCUGUGCUUUAAAACAUACAAAAUGGUAUUUUGUUUAUAUCAAUAUGGUCAGAAUUGUAUGUCUGUACACAUAUAUAUUACAUAUAUAUGUCUUAUAAUUCUAAAACAAAAAUAAUCUGACUGACAUAUUUUACAUAUAUGAAGAUUAUUUUGACUGCCUAAAGAUUCUAACUAAAUCUCAAAAAUCACCAAUUAAUAGUCAUUAAAGUAAAAAUUGCAAUCUCAUCAAUGUUAUGAUUAACUAUCACUCUGUGAGGGGUUUUUUUGUGAGGGUUUUUUUAUGACCUAAAAUAUUUUCUAUUAAGGAGACAGUUGUUUGUAUGGAAGAAUGUAUACUAGGGUUGAAAAGGCCUGGAUUCUAGUCCUAAGUGUUUUACCCUGGAGAGACUAAUUCCUUUCUCUUGCUCUGCUUCCUCUGAAGAAAACAUUGGAAACAAUAAUCUCUAAGAUCUUUUUAAACUCUGUCUUGCUUCUGUGACUCACUAAAUAUUUUCCUAUAAAGAUAAUUCAAACCAAUGCCUUUAUCUUAAUUAAGCUGUCAAAUAAUUGAAAUAAUUGCUCUUCACUGUGGAAAUACAGAGUAAUCAUCAGUGAUAUGCCUGCCAUAUUUCUCUUUUUAAAUCAUCAGCUGUGGUUGGUCUUUCUAUAUUUCACACGCAUUUUAUAAGUCAUGCAGGCACAGAGCCAUAGUCUAAGAUUUGUGCAAAUGCACAUGCAGAGAUGAGAGGCUCAGGAUAGAAAGGAGAUGUACAAGAAGACACAACGACUUUGACUGGCCUUUAAUGGAAGCAAGUCUUGUUUACUCCUUACUUAGUCAGCAGCCUCAAACCUUUUUUCUUAUACCUGGACAUUGACUAUAAUUCAUAAAUAACCAUUUCCCAAGUGGCUUUGGAAGCCUUAUGUUCCGAGUUAUGGAAAUUCAUACUUUUAUAGACAAAUCAUUAAAUAUUUAAGCCACAAAGCACAUGGAACCUGGGUAUAGUCAAUGAAAGAUUUCCAACAGUUUAUGAUUCGAAUGGCAAAACAUUCUCUGACAAAAGGCACCCUAACAUGAGCACAAGUUACUACUAGCCCUAUCACAAAUUUUCAUACAUGUUCAAUUUUCCUAAGUGCCUAAGACCAAAUCCUGAUGGCCACGUAUGGGCUAAAGAUUCAAACUGAUUUGAAACAAUAAUCUCUAAGAUCUGAUUUGGUCUGAAGAGAUAGAUUUCUUACUGUCUAUAUAAGAUCAAAGAAGUUCGACUCCCCGCCCUGUGAUGGCCCAACUGAAAUGGUGAAUCCUGAGUUAAUGAGCAACUGGAAGCACCUGAGUUCCAAGUCGAAGUUCAUCUCUGGAGGAAAUCUGGCUUUCUCUUUUCUGAGCUUCCCUCUGCUGCCCAGCAUUUGCAGAAAGAACUGGCCCUGCCUUUAGUUACUUCCCUAUUUCUCUAGAGUAGAUAAGAAAGAAACAAAUUUGUAUGUUUUUUAAGAAGUGCCUUUACUUUUUAAAAAGUUUUCAUUUAGCAAGAAAAUUAUAUGGAGUGGAAAGUAAUAUAUACCUAAUAUGAAUUUCUUUUAAAGUGAAUUGAGAAAUGUAAAAAGAAAGGCCAAAAAGAGAAUGCUAAAAUGGUCUAAGGACUAACCAGCACAAUGUCUACUGGUUUUGUAUAUUGAUUAGUUGAAUUACCAUCCAGUUAAUGUGAAUAGUAGAACUUAAUCUAUCUGAUAAGAAACUGAAUUUCGCUAUGAUUUGAGAAUAAAUCUACCACUCUAUUAUUCUAGCUUCUCCAUUUAAGAACAUUGAUGAACUUUUAAAUGCUAUUGAAUUGUACAUCAGUGCCUGAAAAAGACAAUUGUACACUUUGAAACUUUGCACCCAGAUGGAAAAAUAUUAAUGACUGAACCACCAUUCUAGCACUGCUAACAUAGAUUGGCCAUUGAUAACGCCUUUUGUGUACUUCAGUGAAAUGGGCAAAUCUCCAUUUCUGCCCUUUAGACUCAAGCACAAUAUUGUUGUAAGAUAGUGAUUGAAUACUCAACACUCAGCUCUGGAUCACAUCACUGUCCAUAAGUAGGCUAGAUGACCUUGCUUGAGUUCUUUAAAUCAUUUUUACAGCUUUCUCAUUUGCUAAAGAAUAGAAUUGGCCAAAAUGCUGCUACCAUCUCCAGCUCUGUCUUUAAUUCUCUUCAUCCGGGUAAUCCGUAACUUAAGUUGAAGGCCUAGAUGCCAUCUUUCGCUGUCACGUUCUUAACCUAGCCAGUGAAGUGCUGACUCAGUGUGUCUGCAUAAAAUGUAUCAGGGAAAAACAGGUUCAUUUCGUAAGGUCCAAUAAAUUUAACAUCUUCAUUUCCCCUUUUCUUUCUUAGUUUACAUACAUUGUAUGUUGUCACUGCCUCUCUUCUCCUACAGGCAAUCAUCAAAUCCACAACACACAAAAUUAUUUAUUAACAAUUAUUGUGGCCCUGCAAAGAACUAGUCAAAUGUUAAGUCAGGCAUGCAGAUAUCCAAGCCCAAGCUGAGGUCACAAGUGCACCCCAUUUAGAGAUAUGUAUGAGUAAAGAUUUGAGCCCGUGUUCAUUAUUUACUUAAUUCAAGGGCCAUCAAUAAAUCCAAGCUAUCUUAUUGACUAGACACUAGAAAUCUUAAGAAGAAAUAAAAGUUUGGAGUGAUUGCUUUAGAGCUUAU
This is a messenger RNA of Octodon degus (degu), 7103 nucleotides long. It is a transcript of the gene Prlr, whose product is annotated as prolactin receptor. NCBI's taxonomy places the organism in Eukaryota, Metazoa, Chordata, Mammalia, Rodentia, Octodontidae. Gene Ontology annotation, molecular function: cytokine binding; cytokine receptor activity. The transcript is spliced from 9 exons. The record is from RefSeq and is a predicted model, not a curated record. The coding region runs from base 310 to 2166 and encodes 618 amino acids. Gene Ontology annotation, biological process: cytokine-mediated signaling pathway. Gene Ontology annotation, cellular component: membrane; external side of plasma membrane; signaling receptor complex.